Messenger RNA from Zychaea mexicana, 1270 nucleotides. RefSeq lists its product as uncharacterized. The coding region runs from base 173 to 1213 and encodes 346 amino acids. The record is from RefSeq and is a predicted model, not a curated record. Lineage: Eukaryota; Fungi; Mucoromycota; Mucoromycetes; Mucorales; Lichtheimiaceae. The transcript has a single exon.
UUUUAUUUUGUUAUUAUUGGUCUUCUUCACUCCUACUCGCUUUUUUUUAAUUGCUGCUGGCCUAGGCUGCUUCUUUCACCACUCACUAUUUACUCUCAACCCCACCCCUCUCUGUCAAACAAACGGCCUCCUUCUCCAUUAGACCAAUAGCAGUCCAUACGCAGCAGCAGCAAUGGCACCAUUUGUCCUGAGGGUCAAAGGUGGCGAAGACACAUUCUUUUCUCCUUUGGAGAACAUGCAUUGCGAGGAGGAUGUCUCGUACGCAUGGCGUGUCAGCAACAAGGUGAGAGACGCAUUGGAAAAUGGAUCACGUCUCGAAAACAUGUCCUGGCGACUUUGGUUCCGUCAUCAACUUUUAAAUCAGCAAAAGGCAGCCGAAAAGGCUAAAACCGAACAAUUACAGCAACAGCAACAACUCCAAUUACAACAACAAUUCAACCAGCAACAACCUAACUCGACUGUUUCAUUGUCGGUGACGACUACUCCACUUCAUGAGCAACACCAUCACCAGUUUUGGUUUGACCAACACCAUAACCCUCCUCCACCACCGACCAAAGAUUUGCCUGAUAUGAUGGACUAUGACGAUACAAACCAGUUUAUGCUACACAAUCCAAACGAUUUUAUAUUCAGUAUGCCACCAACGAAACAUGUCGAGCACGAUAACAAUAACAACAACGUCCAACAACAACAGCAACAUGAAGCAGAGCAUCAAACACCUUGGCCACUUGCAGCUACUGAAUAUGAUUUACAACAUACUAUGCAAGAUACUCCAACUUCGUUUCAGCCAGAUCAUCAUCUUGAUAGUGCAUUGGCUUCACGAAUGGCCGCUUUCUCUAUGCAACCCAUGUCUAUGCCGCCAAGUCCAAUCAUGUCUCACAUGCCGCCCAUGUCCAUGCAUCACCGUCCGCACGAUGCUAUUCAUAACGCUACCGCCGCUGCUGCGGUUUAUGUAGAACAACAACAAUCCACUAAUACUCUGCUGCAUACAACUUCACCUCCAUCGAGUUCCACAACUUUGAAUCGACUCUUAGAACAACAACAACAGCAAGAUACGCAUGCACAUCAUACACACAAUCAUCAUCAUCAUCAUAACCACCAUGGACAUCCGGCUGCGCGUGUACGAUCGAGGCCACAGAUAUCUUUAGAAAUUGAAGGCAUGACAUCUUCAACUGCGACAAAUAAUCCUAGCCAGCUUUAUCAUACACAUUUGUAAGUCUCUAUUUUUUUUUUUUGGAAAAAAAGAGGAAUAGCAACACUAUUCAAGAGUCUA